UGCCUUCACGGGCUCGCUUCAAUCAUAGGACAUGGGAAUUUUUCUCUCGUCACAGUCACGUUCGCAUGUAAAAAAAAACACGUCACAUCCAAACCAGUCGCUUUGGAUCACUCUCGAUCGACUCGGUGCCGAUUGACUCGACCGUCCCUCGUGGCGUGAGUGCGCCUACGCGUGCGACGGACUUUAAAGGCAGGCGCGAGGCAUGUCAUAAACGACAAAACCGGGGAGGUCGUUGGUGGUGGUGCGUUUGGGGGCCAGUGAGGCGGUACCUUGCGAGCCUCCUUCACUCUGCGGUGCCAGCGAGCUCUUCGGAACAGAAAUGGCGGAGGGGGAGUUGGAUGUGGACUCGUUGAUUUCCAGGCUUUUAGAGGUGCGAGGAUGCCGUCCGGGAAAGAUCGUCCAGAUGACGGAGGCCGAGGUGCGGGGCCUCUGCAUCAAGUCCCGGGAGAUCUUCCUCAGUCAGCCCAUCCUCCUGGAGCUGGAGGCGCCGCUCAAAAUCUGUGGUGACAUCCACGGGCAGUACACAGACCUGCUGAGGCUCUUUGAGUACGGCGGCUUCCCCCCAGAGGCCAACUACCUCUUCCUGGGCGACUACGUGGACAGGGGGAAGCAGUCCUUGGAGACCAUCUGCCUGCUUUUAGCCUACAAGAUCAAGUACCCCGAAAACUUCUUCCUGCUGCGGGGGAACCACGAGUGCGCUUCCAUCAACCGCAUCUACGGUUUCUACGACGAAUGUAAGCGCCGGUUCAACAUCAAGUUGUGGAAGACCUUCACCGACUGCUUCAACUGCCUGCCCAUCGCCGCCAUCGUGGACGAGAAGAUCUUCUGCUGUCACGGAGGUCUGUCCCCCGACCUGCAGUCCAUGGAGCAGAUCAGACGUAUCAUGAGACCAACAGACGUGCCAGACACGGGCCUCUUGUGCGACCUCCUGUGGUCGGAUCCAGACAAGGACGUCCAGGGCUGGGGCGAGAACGACCGCGGCGUCUCCUUCACGUUCGGAGCCGACGUGGUCAGCAAGUUCCUCAACCGGCACGACCUGGACCUCAUCUGCAGAGCCCACCAGGUGGUGGAAGACGGUUACGAGUUCUUCGCAAAGAGGCAGCUGGUGACGCUCUUCUCAGCUCCCAACUACUGCGGAGAGUUCGACAACGCCGGCGGCAUGAUGAGCGUGGACGAAACCCUCAUGUGCUCCUUCCAGAUCCUGAAGCCUUCCGAGAAGAAAGCCAAGUACCAGUACGGCGGCAUGAACUCCGGCCGGCCCGUCACUCCUCCCCGCACAGCGCAGCCUCCGAAGAAGCGGUGAAGGGCGACGGAAGACGUCGUCUGCUUCUUACGGCGCACGAUUUCAUCAACUGUUUUGAAAAAAGAAAAGAAAAACAAAAAAAAAAAAAGGACACACCCCAAACUGUUUUUCUGUCUCACAGAAUUGCCUCAUUUACUCCAAUUUCCCCCGUUGCAUCUAUGUAACCUUCAAACAUUAAACACGUGACAAAACACAAACUGAAGAGAAAUCACUUUUGUAUAUCAAGACCAGUUUUUGAAAUGUACCCAAUGUUGUGUUGAAUCAACAACGGACAAGCGUGAACCUUUGUAAGCCCUUUAUUUACAGUCAAAUUCUCUCUCUUCCCGUGUAUAACGCUCAAGAUCCAUCCAAUAAAAAUGUCAAGAACACACAAAACAGUACUGCGACUGAAAUGGCAAGUAUUGGAACAAAAGAGCGCCGAAACAGAGACGCAGUCAACAGAUGUGAUGCCGAUGCACAUUCUCGAGGCAAGUGCGAAAAUGUUUUUGAUCUUUUACUCAAAAUACAAACUCUUGAAAUGCUGAACACAAGGGCCCUCAUCCUCCCCCUGUGAAAAGUAUUUAUUUUUUGUGUCCCACAUGGAAAAAUAAAAGCAAGGCUUAAUGGCAUUCGAGCAAA
Syngnathoides biaculeatus (alligator pipefish) is the source of this 1921-nucleotide messenger RNA. Its product is annotated as serine/threonine-protein phosphatase PP1-beta catalytic subunit. The coding region runs from base 320 to 1303 and encodes 327 amino acids. NCBI's taxonomy places the organism in Eukaryota, Metazoa, Chordata, Actinopteri, Syngnathiformes, Syngnathidae. Gene Ontology annotation, molecular function: protein serine/threonine phosphatase activity. Gene Ontology annotation, cellular component: cytoplasm; nucleus. The record is from RefSeq and is a predicted model, not a curated record. The transcript has 8 exons. Gene Ontology annotation, biological process: regulation of circadian rhythm; circadian regulation of gene expression.